GCUGCAAAUGAGAAGCAAAAGAGAAAGCAAGAGAGGCGCCGUACAUAUAUAGGACAGGAAGAUGCUUUAACUAUUGAAGAAGGGAUAGAUCGUGUACGAAGAGCUAAUGAAGAGGAGAGUAGGGUGGUUGAGGUUACUGAGGAAAGACCACAAAAACGUGCUGCACUUAGUUACAUGGAAGAACAUGCAUACUGCGUACUUGGCUCAACAAAUAGCAGCAAUGGUUCUUGGAGAAUGAUAGAAUGGUUCCUGCAGAAGCUACAGGAUGAUGCCUGUCUACAGAGUGUCUGCUGCGCGGAGAACUUUUCCACCGCUUUCGCCGAGCACGGACAAGCAACGUCGCCAACUGCCGAUCCGAUGUCGCGGCGAUGA
This is a messenger RNA of Rasamsonia emersonii CBS 393.64, 372 nucleotides long. RefSeq lists its product as uncharacterized. The transcript has 3 exons. The annotation marks the transcript as partial. Lineage: Eukaryota; Fungi; Ascomycota; Eurotiomycetes; Eurotiales; Trichocomaceae. The record is from RefSeq and is a predicted model, not a curated record.